AUGAGUGGCUUAUGCCCCCAGAGAGUCGAUAACAACUUCAAAUGGCAAAAUGAGCAGCAGUGUAAGAUCCACGACUCUACCCUUGGACUUGGAACCACAAGAUUGAUUGAACCCAAAUAUGUGGAGCUUUUAUCAGCUUUGGCAGCCGGAAACCGGGCCAAACUAAUGGUGGAAAUCACCUCAAAUGACAUAUCUCCAUUAACACUAGCACUAGCUGUUGCUGCCAAACAAACGGGUGGGCGACUUGUUUGUAUUAUUCAUGAGGAUCAUGAUGAUAUCGAGAAAAGCAAGGCUCGGCUUGCAGAGAAUGAUCUUGAAGAUACGAUCGACUUUGUGCAUGGGAAUCCUUGUGAAGUGAUAAGCAGAUACAAGAACAUUGAUUUUGCAGUUAUCGACUGCAAACUUGAAGAUCACAUCAAGUUAUUCAAGACUAUAAACCUUAAUCCAAGUGGGUCGAUAGUGGCAGUAAGCAAUCUACAACAUAGAAGAGAUGGAAUAUCAUUUGCUGAAGUUGUGAAGGGGAGGAAUAUCGGUGUAAAAUCUGUUACUCUUCCUAUAGGAGAAGGAAUGGAGUUGACAAGAAUCCGGUCAACCGGUAAACCCGAAACUUGGAGAUCAUACAAAAAAUUUCAUGUAAUAUUUGAGAAUUGA
Carya illinoinensis is the source of this 651-nucleotide messenger RNA. RefSeq lists its product as uncharacterized. The transcript is spliced from 2 exons. Bases 1 to 651 code for a protein of 216 amino acids. The record is from RefSeq and is a predicted model, not a curated record. Lineage: Eukaryota; Viridiplantae; Streptophyta; Magnoliopsida; Fagales; Juglandaceae.